Molecule: messenger RNA, 4314 nt
Organism: Fraxinus pennsylvanica
Lineage: Eukaryota; Viridiplantae; Streptophyta; Magnoliopsida; Lamiales; Oleaceae
Source: the annotation of a GenBank genome assembly
AUGGGUGUUGGAUUGUUGGAAAUUGGAGUUAAAAUGAGAAAAUUUGUGAUCUGUACAAUCAGAGGAUGUUUUAGAUUAGUUUGCAGUCAUCCUCUCCUUGUGGGUCUUUUGUGUUUCUUGAUAUUUCUGCAACGAUCAUUUCCUUUUCUGUUUUCGUUGUUAGCGUCUGCGUCUCCAAUUCUUAUUUGUACUGCUGUUUUACUUGGAACCCUUUUAAGUUUUGGGCAACCGAACCUACCCGAGAUUGAAAAGGAAGAGAAAACAAACGAUGGGAUCGUAUCUUUGAAAACUGGGUUGUCCGGGAAUUCUACUGUAGUUGAGAGAAGUGAGAGCUACUCAGUUGAGAGAUAUGAUGAGAAAAGAAGCAAUUCAGCAGAGAAGUUGACAGCAGAAUUGAGUUCAGAAGCUGGUAAAACUAAUGAGGUUGAUGGACGUGAUAGUUUGGAUGAUACUGUGCCAUUGAUUGAGGAAAGAUCCCGGGAAAUUAAAUGGGAGAAUAAGAUAACCGAGGAAGCACAAAGAGAGUCGGGUGAUUCGAGACAUGAGCAGGAGAGAGAAUUAAAAGAAGAGAAACUUGAUAAUGAGAUACUUUCGGAGAAUCAGUGUCCUCCUAUUCCUAAUGAUGAACAUCUUGAAUCAGAUGACGAUAAGUCACAAGCUGAUUCUUUUGAUUCUGAGAGGGUAAAUGUAGAUUCUCUAGAUUCUCCUCCUCGGUCACCAUGGAAACGAAUAGAAGUGGAGGAGGAAGAGAAAGCAGAGUGUGGGAUUUUAGAUUCUGAGUCUGAUAUGGCUGAGAGUUCCUCUCCAGAUGCUUCAAUGACUGACAUAAUUCCGAUGCUUGCUGAACUUCACCCACUUUUGGACGAAGAUGUUCCUCAACCUGUUCAUUUGUCCCAUUAUGGAUCUGAUGCGGCGUCAGAACAUUUUCCAAAAGCCAGUACUGGCAGUCAUGAGUCGGCUGAUGAGACCGAAAAUCGCGUGGACCUAGAAGUUGCAGAUGAUGAUAAUGAAGAUGCUGAAUAUGAAGAAGAUACACUAGGAGACAAAGAGGAGCAGAAGAAACCUGCUAUUACGUGGACGGAAGAGGACCAAAAGAAUCUGAUGGAUCUGGGAAGUUCUGAGCUCGAAAGGAAUCAGCGGUUAGAAAAUUUAAUUGCAAGGAGGAGAGCAAGGAAAAAUAUGAGCAUGUUGCUGGAAAGGAACUUGAUAGACUUAGAAAGUGUUGAUCUUCCAUUCAACAUUGCACCAAUUUCAACAAGAAGGCAUAACCCAUUUGACCUUCCUCAUGAUAAUUCUGGGCUACCUCCGAUUCCUGGUUCUGCUCCAUCUAUUUUAUUACCAAGGCGAAAUCCUUUUGAUAUUCCUUAUGACUCAAGUGAAGAGAAGCCAGAUCUUAUAGGCGAUGAUUUUAGAGAGGAGUUUAUGACAUUUCAACCAAAGGAACCGGUUUUCCGUAGACAUGAGAGUUUUAAUGUGGGACCCUCAAUUUUUGCUCCAAAUAGGCAAGAGAAGAGGGAUAUCAAAUUAAGGCCAUAUUUUGUGCCGGAAGGGAUGAUUUCAGAAGAAACCAGCUUUUCACAAUUUCAGCGACAAUUAAGUGAACUUAGUGACUCUAAGGUGAGUUCUGUUCCCGAAACAGAAUCUAUUGGUUCGGUUGGGGAUCUGGAAGAUAGAAAGCUGGCAGAAGAAGAUAUUUCUGAGGAACCAGAGGUGAUUUCCAAGACACAAGUCAUUGAAGAGGUCAUAUAUCGGGAGAUUGAGCUGAUUUCUGAGAUGAAAGACAAUGUUGAAGAAGAUAUACCUCGGGAACCAGAGCCGAUCUCCAAGAUUGAGGAUGUUUCAGAGUAUGUUGGACAUGGAAGCCAAUCUUCUGAAGACGUAGAAUCCUUGGAGUUAGGCCAAGUUGAGAAGAGAGAUGCUGAUGUUGAUGAGCUUGAUAUUCAAUUGGGAGACAUGGAAAAUCCUUAUGAAGAAGGAAAUGUAGCCAAAUCAGAGGAAGUCCUAGCAACUGAAUUUCAUUCAUCUGUAGAAGCUGGUGAACAGAGAUACAAUAGUAGUUCAAGCUCUUCAUCAUCGUCAGAAGUGAGUGAAAUGAUCGUCAUUGGGAAAGAAGGUGACGGUUUGUCAACAUUGGAGGAAAGGAGAGAUGCUUUUCCUGAAGGGCGAGACAUUUCAACUCACCCUUCACUGGAAAGUGCUAAUCAUAAUAUCAUUAGUGCAUCGGUUGACGAUAAUCCAUUCAAGGAUCCUGUUUAUGACUCAAGCCCCCAAGCAUUUAGGAAGAACCUUACUUUGUGUGCUACGUCCUCUGAUGUGCAUGAAGAGUCUGAACAUGGUUUGCUGCCUGAGUUGGUUAAGCAGACUGUUUCUGUUAUUGAGAGAGAAUCUGAAGGGAGUAGUCGGGAAACGGAGGACAGUUCUAAUACCAUCGAGAUGUUGACUGAAUUCUCAAAGCCGCAUCCAGUAGAUAAAAAUGAAUCAGGGACAAAGAAUCUUGUGGAUAUAAGAGAGAAUGAUAUUAUGGACUCUGAAAUCUCAGGAUUUGACCAAAUUCAUGUGGAAUCGCCUGCUGAAGCUUCAACUGAAGAAACUAUUUCGUAUCAACAUAGCAGUUAUCAGCAUGCAAAAGGUGAAGUUUCAAGUUCAAGUUUCACUGAAGAUAUUCAUGUCAUGGUUGACCCUGUCUCAGAGCAGACUUUCAAGUCAUCUGCAGAAAAAAACUUGGUUCAAUCAGAGGAGGAAAAGCAUUCUUUGAUUUCUGAGGAAGCUCCAGUUAUUCAACUCAAUACACCUCCUUUCACGAUUCAAUUGCCUGACGAAAAUUCAAUUGACAAGGAAGAAGCUGUUCGGUUUGUUCAGUUCCAGGUUCAAUUGUCUGAUUCUGAUGUGAACUUUGAUGUGGGUUUUCACCAUGAAGCAGAAGAGAGGCUGAUUUCUUCACAUUAUACUGAUCAAAAAUCAAUUUCUCGCUCUGAUGACGAACUGGCUUUCACGGAUAAACCAAUGAAUGAACCACCUUUCGACCACUGUAAUGAAGUGCAGGAAGCACCUAAUACCAUGUUCGAGUCAAUUGAGGGAGCAAGAACUAGAGACAGCUUGAACAUCCCAGAUGUCAAAAAACUUGAUGCUGAAGUCCUGUCAAAUGUCAACUCUCCAUCGAGUCCAGAAUCUAUUUCGAUUCCAUCAGAGGGCUAUGAAAAUAAAACCCCUGCAAGUUUAUCGAAUUCGAACACGAUCACCAGGGGUGAAGUUGGAAAUGGUGAUCCAAGUUCAAAAUUAGAUAAUUCCAACUUUCCAGCGGAAGCAAUGAGUUCUAAUGUUGACGAAUAUAUUAUGGUUGAAGCUACGGGUGAGAUCAAGGAAAUUGAUGGACUAUUGUCAGAGUUGGAUACGGUUGGUGAUUUUGAUGUCAACCAAUGUCAAUCAAGCCUCGACAAGUUUGAAAAACCCGUGGAUUCUUCUGAAGAAAGCCUUUCUUCACCACAUGAGGCUACCGAUGCAAUUGAACAUGUUGGUUCAUCAAAUGGAGGAUUUGCUGGAAAUGAUGCCCAGGACUCUACUGACCAAAAGGAAAUCGAGCACGAUUUGAAUUCCGAAGAAAAUAAUUCUAGUAUGCGUAUAGUUGAAGUGCGAUCCAUAGAAGAUAUUGAAUCUAUUUUUAAGGAAUACAAAUUAAAAUCCAUGGAAUCUGAUGUCGUGGAUGUAGAGCCUGCGAUAAUGCAUCGAGAUCUAGUUGAUGUAGAUGCCGAUGCUGUAAUGCCGGAACUCGAAGCACAAACACUUCAAGAUAGUGACUUGGUGUUUAAGAAAAUCGGCAAGAGAGAAAUCGAGAAGCCUAUUGAUGUUGAGCCAACCCAUGCUGAGCUGGUAGGGGAGGAAACUGAAGUUGGAGCACCAAUUCUUGAAGUUCUAUCGACUGAAGAUUCCAUUUUGGUUCCGUCGCAAGGCCAUGAUAGUAUUGUUCAGACACAUACCCCGCCUGAUUCAGUUGAUGAUGCUCUACAUGCGCUGGAGUCCAUGGACAUACAAGGACCCCCUUCAGAAUUUCUUGCUGUGGAUCCAAUACCUUCUGAAGAUAUUAAAUUGGUCCCAAAGAAAGUCGAAGAAGGUAAUCUAGGUAAAAUUCUGAAGCCAAAUUUGGAGGAUGGAUCAGCUGAAGUCAGAGCGCAUGCAGUAAGUUCGUCCAACCAGGAUGCGGAAUCAAGUAUUAAAGAAGAUGGUGUAAAAGAAGUAGACACAGUUUCUGCUGAAGAGCCUGACUGUGAAGUUGAAAUACCUAAAGACACGAGUUCAACUACAUCUUUAAAAGACUAG